Molecule: messenger RNA, 210 nt
Organism: Didymodactylos carnosus
Lineage: Eukaryota; Metazoa; Rotifera; Eurotatoria; Philodinida; Philodinidae
Source: the annotation of a GenBank genome assembly
AUGACAAUUGUUCGUUUACUUGCCAAACAAUUCAAUUUAGCUGGUAAAGACAAUUUGGAACAAGCCAAAGUGGAUAGUGUUGCUGAUACAAUUGGUGAUUUAAGUGAAAUGUAUUCAAAACUGAUACAUCGCGGAAAAGGUCAAAGUAAAAAAGAAGAAGGUUUAAAAAUGUUUUUCAAAGAGGACGCACCAAAGCUUUGGCGAAUUUAG